AUGUCGUCCACUGCGUUCGAAGAGGGUAUCUCCCAGGAUACCCUGAGGGCGAGAGGGAAGCUGUCAGGGAAGCAGUCCUCUGCGAGUGAGCAGGAAGAUGUGUCCAAAACACGCUCUGCCGCGGGGAGAAGCCCGCUGCUGCUGCUCGAGGCUGUCGCUAUGCCGAUCUUGUUCACGCUGCUCGGUACUUUUGUCAGAAUGUACAGAAUUGGCGCCAAUAACCACGUCGUGUGGGAUGAAGCGCAUUUCGGUAAGUUCGGGUCGUACUACCUGAGACACGAGUUUUACCAUGAUGUUCACCCACCUUUGGGGAAGAUGCUUGUCGGUUUGUCCGGUUACAUUGCCGGCUACAACGGGUCGUGGGAUUUCCCCUCGGGACAAGAGUACCCGGAGUACAUUGACUACGUUAAGAUGAGAAUAUUCAACGCGGCGUUCUCCGCUCUGUGUGUCCCCGUCUCGUACUUCACAGCGAAGGCGAUCGGGUUUUCGCUGCCAGUGGUAUGGUUAUUCACUGCGCUCGUGUGCUUCGAACCGAGCUACUUGACCCUGGGAAGGUUCAUCCUACUGGACUCGAUGCUUUUGUUCUUCACCGUCGCCAGUUUCUACUGUUUCGUCAUGUUCCAUAACCAGAGGAAACAACCCUUCACCAGAAAAUGGUACAAGUGGCUCGGGUUGACAGGGAUCUCCAUGGGGUGCGCAAUCUCCGUCAAGAUGGUAGGCCUGUUCAUCAUCACGCUGGUCGGAAUGUACACCGUGGCUGACCUUUGGAACCUCUUGGGCGAAAAGAAAAUGACUUGGAAGAAGUAUGGUGCACACUGGCUAGCCAGAAUUGUCGGACUGAUCGUCUUCCCCACGGCCGUGUUUUUGAUCUGCUUCAAGAUCCAUUUCAUCCUUUUGUCACACACCGGUACGGGGGACGCCAACAUGCCCUCCCUGUUCCAGGCUAACUUGAUCGGCACCAACGUCGGCGAGGGUCCUCGUGACAUCUCCCUCGGCUCCUCCACAAUCUCCAUUAAAAACCAGGCUUUAGGUGGCGCUUUGCUACACUCUCACGUACAAACAUACCCAGAAGGUUCGACACAACAACAAGUUACCUGUUACUCUUACAGCGACGCGAACAACGAUUGGAUAUUCCAACGUACGAGAGACUUGCCCGCUUGGAAUAACGAGGAAACUGACAUCGAGUACGUACAGAACGAACAGACUUACAGACUGGUCCACAAGAACACGGGUAAGAACCUGCACACCCACCCUGUCUCAGCUCCAGUGAGCAAGAACGACUACGAGGUGUCCGCGUACGGGACCGAUGAGAUCGGUGACCCAUUCGAUUACUGGGUCAUUGAAAUCAUGGACCAAGUCGGUGAUGAGGAUAAGAACAAACUCCACCCGUUGACCACCUCCUUCCGUAUCAGAAGCAAAGAGAUUGGCUGCUACUUGGCCCAAACGGGGUCCAGUCUACCGGAAUGGGGGUUCAGACAGUCCGAAGUCGCCUGUGUGAAGAACCCAUUCAGAAGGGACAAACGGACAUGGUGGAACAUUGAAACAAACGAAAAUGAUAUCCUACCACCAAGACCAGAAAACUUCGAGUACCCACGCACUGGGUUCCUGAAGGAUUUCGUUCAUUUGAACUUGGCCAUGAUGGCAACAAACAACGCUUUGAUCCCUGAUGAGGAAAAGUUCGACCAUUUGGCCUCUUCUGCUUGGCAAUGGCCCACUUUGAACAUCGGUUUGAGACUGUGUGGCUGGGAUGACGAUUUUGUCAAGUACUACUUGUUGGGUUUGCCGUUCUCAACAUGGCCGUCCACUGUGGCCGUGCUCGCCAUGAUGGUCACCGUGGUUGUUCUGUUUUUAAGAUGGAUGAGACAGUUACCGGUCUUCCACACAAACGACGACGAAAACGUGUUUUUGAUGGGUGGGUUGUACCCAUUGCUGGCAUGGGGAUUACAUUACGUGCCCUUCGUUAUCAUGUCGAGAGUCACUUACGUCCACCACUACUUGCCCGCGCUGUACUUUGCCCUUAUCAUCCUCGCUUACUAUUUCGAUGUCCUAUUGAAGGCUCAUGUCCAGUGCGUGGCAAGAAUCCCCUCGAAAUUGAGAGUGGCCAUCUACGUCUCUUACUUUGUCAUCUUUUUGGCUGGGUUCUACUGGUUCUCUCCAAUCUCAUUUGGUAUGGACGGUCCAAACUCGAACUACGCCUAUUUGAACUGGUUACCUAAAUGGUCUAUUGCAGACUCUGAUAUUGUGUAUUGA
This is a messenger RNA of Huiozyma naganishii CBS 8797, 2250 nucleotides long. RefSeq lists its product as uncharacterized. The transcript has a single exon. Bases 1 to 2250 code for a protein of 749 amino acids. Gene Ontology annotation, biological process: protein O-linked glycosylation via mannose. The record is from RefSeq and is a predicted model, not a curated record. Gene Ontology annotation, molecular function: dolichyl-phosphate-mannose-protein mannosyltransferase activity. Gene Ontology annotation, cellular component: membrane; endoplasmic reticulum. Lineage: Eukaryota; Fungi; Ascomycota; Saccharomycetes; Saccharomycetales; Saccharomycetaceae.